AUGAGUUAUGUGCUGGUUGUCGGAAACAAGGAUGGCGAUGGUGGUGCAAGGAGGAGGGAAGCGAGGAAGCCGCCUGCAGCCCGUGCAAGCUCGAGGAAAGGUCAUAUGAAAGGCAAAGGAGGUCCUUUGAAUGCUGCUUGCACCUUCAAAGGUGUCCGUCAGCGGACCUGGGGAAGGUGGGUGUCCGAAAUCCGUGAGCCCAAACACGGAGAACGUCUCUGGUUAGGGACGUUCAACACCGCCCGGGAAGCCGCCUUGGCUUACGAUGCUGCCGCUCGCAAGCUGUAUGGUCCAAAUGCUGAACUCAACCUUCCUGAUGAGGUUGCUGCUCCACCACCUCGGCCCAUUGCGUCCAGGAGGGCUGCAGCUGUGAUGGCGGCAGCCGCAGCGAGAGCCAGGUACCAUCGUCUCCUCUUGGAGAUCAAAAUGAAGCAAGAAAUCGAGAAGCAAAAGGAAAUGGAAAUGCAAGCGUACCUGCUGCAGGUGCAGCAGGUGCAGGUGCAGCAGAUGCAGAUGGUGGUUAAUGGCGGAAUUGCGGUGGCUGUUAGCGGUUAUGAUCAUCAUGAUCUGACCAAUUAUGGAAGCAGGAGCACUGAUUACAGGAAGACUGUUGGUAUGGGUUUUGAAGACAUGAUGAAGAGUAAUCUGAAUACAAAGUUGCCGGAGUUUGAUGAUUCCCAGAUGUGGGUGGAAGCAGCUUCCACCAUGGACUACCAGAUUCAGGCAAUCGGCGAUCCCGGAAUUGCUGCACACACCUUCGAUGAUGCCAUCGGGAUCGAUCUAAAGCACCCCCUGAUGAUGUGA
Cynara cardunculus var. scolymus (artichoke) is the source of this 804-nucleotide messenger RNA. Its product is annotated as ethylene-responsive transcription factor 2-like. Gene Ontology annotation, molecular function: DNA-binding transcription factor activity; transcription cis-regulatory region binding. The record is from RefSeq and is a predicted model, not a curated record. Bases 1 to 804 code for a protein of 267 amino acids. Gene Ontology annotation, biological process: positive regulation of DNA-templated transcription; response to stress. Lineage: Eukaryota; Viridiplantae; Streptophyta; Magnoliopsida; Asterales; Asteraceae. The transcript has a single exon. Gene Ontology annotation, cellular component: nucleus.